Messenger RNA from Habropoda laboriosa, 438 nucleotides. Its product is annotated as MAGE-like protein 2. The transcript has 3 exons. Bases 1 to 438 code for a protein of 145 amino acids. The record is from RefSeq and is a predicted model, not a curated record. Lineage: Eukaryota; Metazoa; Arthropoda; Insecta; Hymenoptera; Apidae.
AUGAGGAUUUUUGUGUUAGCCGCUUUAGUCACAUUAGCGUACGCCUCCUACGAAGAGGAUCACGGCGGCUCCACUUACCACGAAACGUCGAAACCCGUGGAAAUUCCAAUUUACAAAAAAUACGCCAUACCGAUUCCCCAUCCUGUUCCAGUGCCGAUUCCACAGCAAAUCAAAGUUCCGAUACCACAACCGUACCAAGUCGAGGUACCAGUCCCUCAUCCAGUGCCCGUAGAAGUGGUCAAACACGUCGAAAUUCCAGUAGAGAAGCCUGAGCCGUAUGUAGUGGAGAAAAAGGUGCCGUACGUAGUCGAGAGGCCGUAUCCGGUAACGGUCGAGAAGCACUUUCCGGUGCCAAUUCCGAAACCAUAUCCAGUUCACGUUCCUGUCUACAAGCACGUGUUCCAUCACCAGAGCAAAGGACACGGAUGGAAGCACUGA